AUGGUUCAGUGGUACGCAUCCCCAGAGCUUCAAUCGCAUCACGACCAUGCGUUCGGAACUCGGAGACCAGGGACGCGGACCCUCCCCCCAGGCCACGACGAGGGGAGCUUCCUGCGUGUCCUAGAUGAGUUCCGAGCCGCCAUUGGCCAGGAAAAUGUCAUCGUCGACGACGAUCUGGUUAACUUCCGUGACCCGUAUCCCUUGUUUGAGGAGGGGUUCGAGGCCUCGGCUGGAUUAUGCCCGUCUACUGUCGAGGAAAUCCAGGCAAUCCUCAAGAUAGCCAACCAGCACCAAGUCCCCAUGUGGACCUGCUCACAGGGAAAGAACUUUGGAUAUGGUGGGCCUGCACCUCGAGUUGCUGGAUCCAUGGUGCUCUCUCUCCAGCGCAUGAAGCGCAUCUUGGAAGUCAACGAGAAGCUGGCCUACAUCGUGGUCGAGCCUGGUGUAACCUUCUUCGAUGUCUACAACCACCUUGUCGAGAACAAGCUUGACCUCUGGGUCUCUGUCCCGGCUUUGGGCUGGGGAAGUGUGACUCUAGAUCGCGGCCACGGCUAUACCAUCUCGGGAGAUCGCCAGCACUUCAUCGGCAGCCUGGAGGUGGUGCUGGCCUCGGGGGAUGUCCUCCGAACUGGCCAGUGGGCUGUGCCUAAUUCCCCCAGCGCAUAUGCUUGCCCUAAUAGCUUCGGCCCUCAGGUCGAUGGCCUCUUCCUGCAGAGCAACCUGGGCAUUGUCACAAAGAUGGCUGUGGCCCUCGACGUGGCCCCAGCGUCUUUCAUGGGCGUUAAUGUCUACUGUCCCGAGGUCGAGGAUAUUGCUCCCCUCAUCGAUACACUCCAGAUACAGGAAGUUGUCACCCAGAAUCUUCCCAACGCCUGGACCGAGCAUAAGCUCUACGAGGGCAAGGAUGGCAGGCCUGUGGACAAUAGCGAGAUCGGAACACUCCCUGCCGGUGUUCCUUCAAUGCUCGCCGUGAAACUCGCCGACUAUAACCUUCCUGCCGAUGGGACAGGAGCGGGUGCGCACAUCGACACUACCCUCAUCCUUCCGUGUGAGGGCAACACCGUCUUGACGUGGUUCCGAAAGGCAAAGGCCAUCAUGGAGGAGCAGGGUGUUGACCCAUUCAUUGGUUGUCACGUCUUCUCAAAGUACAUCCUCUUUGUUCAGGAGUACGUCUUUGACAAGACUAGUACCAAGGCCCGUGAGGGUGGCCGCAAGGUUGUCAAGGCCCUGCUUACCGAGGCAGAGAAGAAUGGAAGAUUCGUCGAGACUCUUAAGGCUGCCGUGGAUCCAAAUGGCAUCCUAUCUCCUGGAAAGCAGGGCAUCUGGCCACUCAGAAAUCUGGUUUAUCUACCUUUGCGCAGGGGUUGA
This is a messenger RNA of Fusarium vanettenii 77-13-4, 1368 nucleotides long. RefSeq lists its product as uncharacterized. Gene Ontology annotation, molecular function: FAD binding; D-lactate dehydrogenase (NAD+) activity; D-lactate dehydrogenase (cytochrome) activity. The transcript is spliced from 7 exons. The record is from RefSeq and is a predicted model, not a curated record. NCBI's taxonomy places the organism in Eukaryota, Fungi, Ascomycota, Sordariomycetes, Hypocreales, Nectriaceae. Gene Ontology annotation, biological process: lactate catabolic process. Bases 1 to 1368 code for a protein of 455 amino acids. Gene Ontology annotation, cellular component: mitochondrion.